Tremella mesenterica DSM 1558 is the source of this 369-nucleotide messenger RNA. RefSeq lists its product as uncharacterized. Gene Ontology annotation, molecular function: acylphosphatase activity. The transcript is spliced from 3 exons. Lineage: Eukaryota; Fungi; Basidiomycota; Tremellomycetes; Tremellales; Tremellaceae. The record is from RefSeq and is a predicted model, not a curated record. The coding region runs from base 1 to 369 and encodes 122 amino acids.
AUGGUAGAUUUGAUAGAGUUCAAAGUGUCCGUCCGUCAUUCUUUCACAACGAGAAAUGAGCUGAUCGUCAAAAGUACAGGUGUCGUACAAGGAGUAAACUUUAGAUCUUUCGUACAACGUCGAGCUAAAGAUUUAGGAUUAAGAGGUUGGUGUUGGAAUCAUCCUGAUAAAAGUGUUGAGGGUGUGGUCGUUGGACCUUCAGAUAAUGUCAGGGCGUUGAAACGAUAUCUUGAACAAGGACCCCCUGCGGCGGAAGUACACAAAGUAGAAAUGAUGAAAGAGAUAUCAGGAGCGAGUGAAUCCGACAUUGAAGCAGCUCUAGAUGGGGCGAAAGGAUUUGAAGUCAGACGACGUUCUUUCAAGAAGUAG